Molecule: messenger RNA, 1185 nt
Organism: Drosophila elegans
Lineage: Eukaryota; Metazoa; Arthropoda; Insecta; Diptera; Drosophilidae
Product: protein enabled homolog
Exons: 2
Coding region: 140-1096 (318 amino acids)
Source: RefSeq, a predicted model, not a curated record
UGCGUCUGCUUCCGUUUAACUGAAUUUGGACUCCUUCCUUUUUCCGUUUUGGAGGCGGAGGUGUGAGACAUACAUAAGGCAUAUAAACGAUAUAAAAGCCAGUCGCUCCGCCCAAGUGCUCCACAAACCAAAGUCAGUUAUGGUCGGUUGCGGGUCAAUUCGUGCGACGCUUUUGGGCCUCCGCCUCCUGCUGCCGCUCCUGCUGCCGCUCCUGCUAGCCAGGCUAGCCAGCAGCCAGCAGCUGCUCCUCGCGCGUCGAGAUCCGAGAUCCCUGUUCGAGGAGCAUCCGCUGGAGCAACUGCCGCCACUGGGCUGGAAUAGCGUGGGUGGUGGCUAUGGAGUGGGCCAGUGGGCCUACAACCCCGUUGGCCUGGGCCACAUGACCAAGGAUGAGCUGCUCACUUUGCUGGAGGCUUGGAAGGAGGUGGAGCAGGAACAGGAGCAGGAGCAGGAAAAGACGACUGCCCAGCCGGCAGAGUCCACGACGAGGAGGCCACCGCCACCACCUCCUCCUCCACCUUCUCCACCUCGCCCCAUUCCCAUUCCCAUGCCCAUACCCAUUUCUAUACCCAUGCCUGCUCCAGUUAUUCCCUCUGGAGCUCAAAUAACCGCUAGGCUACCAGCUUUUCUGCCUAUACGCCUGGCAGCCGUGUUCACUCCGCCUGGAGAUGCUGGAGCUGGUGGAACUGGUGGUGGUGCUGCAGCUGGAACAGAUGAUGCCGGGGGAGGAGGAGAUGACCUGGCCUCCGACAAUGGACCACAUGACGAUGCCUCGCCCCACCUCUUUCGCUUCAUGGCCAUGCCCAGGACCCAAUCCCAAUCCCAAUCCCAGCCCAGACAGCAGUUCGUGGUGAGAAACACCCUGGACAGCGUGGAUGCGGGCACUGCUCCAGUUCGGCAACAGGUGAAGCCGGAAGUCAGGCCCAAAGCGGUUGCAGUAUCUCCUCCAUCCUCCAUUUCCAUUCCCAGUCCCAUGCCCAUUUCCAAGGCUCCAGCUCCCUUCUUCCGCCCCAGAUUCGGUGUGCCUCCGCAUCUGGCCCAUGCCCGCUUCGAACUGGUGCCCUCCUCCCAAGUCAUCGGAGAUUGGCGGGAAUGAUGAUGGCCAUCCUGGCGAGAUACAUGCGGAUUUCACUAACCAAAAGAAAAGAACAUCUUCCGAAGGAGGCUUCCAAGCUAUUAGUCCAU